CGGACUGCACGCGCCCGUACACCCGCUUCGGUCGCGCUCUCGGGAAGCUCGGGCUGACGAGGCCGUGCGCCGGGAACAUUCCGCUCGUGGACCAGCCGGACCUGGGCGAUGCUGCGGGUGCGGUGUCUGCGUGGCGGGAGCCGCGGCGCCGAGGCGGUGCACUACAUUGGGUCUCGGCUUGGAAGAACCGUGACAGGAUGGGUGCAGCGAACUUUCCAGAGCACCCAGGCAGCUACAGCUUCCUCCCAGAACUCCUGUGCAGCUGAUGACAAGGCCACUGAUCCUCUGCCCAAGGACUGCCCUGUCUCCUCUUACAAUGAAUGGGACCCUCUGGAGGAAGUGAUAGUGGGCAGAGCAGAGAAUGCCUGCGUUCCACCAUUCACGGUGGAGGUGAAGGCCAACACGUAUGAAAAGUACUGGCCAUUUUACCAGAAGCAUGGAGGUCAUUAUUUCCCAAAGAUCACUUGAAAAAGGCUGUUGCCGAAAUUGAAGAAAUGUGCAAUAUUUUAAAAAUGGAAGGAGUGACCGUGAAAAGACCUGACCCCAUUGACUGGUCAUUGAAAUAUAAAACUCCUGACUUUGAGUCGACU
Molecule: messenger RNA, 590 nt
Organism: Oryctolagus cuniculus (rabbit)
Lineage: Eukaryota; Metazoa; Chordata; Mammalia; Lagomorpha; Leporidae
Source: RefSeq, a predicted model, not a curated record